AAAGACCGUUUCGGUAUAAUUAGAUUUGGCAAGAGUUAAUUGAAAGUUACAAAACCGUAUAAAAGACCAGCAAUUAGUAAAAAAUAUUUUCAGACAAGUUAAUGAGCAUUAUUAAGCCACAGAGCUUCAAAAUAUCAGCCACCUCCGUCGGCUACUUCCAACGAGCCUUGCAGGGCCUCCACGGAACCCAUGGACUCGACCUUGGCGCUUAUGGCCGGCUUAUCCAGCAUUGCACCGACCACCACCUGGUUAGCCAGGCCAAGCAGCUCCAUGCCCGCCUCAUACUCUUUUCCGUCACCCCCGAUAACUUCCUCGCUUCAAAGCUUAUUAAUUUUUACUCCAAAUCCCGUCACCUCCGACAAGCCCGCGUGGUGUUCGAUCAAAUUCUCCACAAAAACACCUUCUCUUGGAACGCAAUGCUCAUUGGGUAUUCACUACACAAUCUGCACACAGAAACCCUGAAGCUUUUUUCAUCUAUGGUAUCUUCUUAUUCCAUGGAUGUGAUACCUGACAAUUUUACGAUUACAUGUCUUCUAAAGGCUCUGGCGUCUUUUUUUCAUGACUCAAGAUUGGCUAAGGAGGUUCAUUCAUUUGUUCUACGACGUGAGUUUGAUUCCGAUAUCUUUGUUGUCAAUGCUCUGCUUACCUUCUACUCGAGAUGUGAUGAGCUCGGGUUCGCGAGAGUUCUGUUUGAUAGAAUGCCCAAGAGAGAUAUAGUGUCAUGGAAUUCGAUGAUUGCUGGGUAUUCACAGGGUGGGUUUUACGAAGAGUGUAAGGAGCUAUACAGGAAAAUGUUAGGCUCGGUGGAUAUGAGACCUAAUGGCGUGACAGUGGUCAGUGUCUUGCAGGCAUGUGGGCAGUCGAGGGAUCUUAUUUUAGGGAUGGAAGUUCAUAGGUUUGUGAAUGAGAACCAAGUGGAGAUGGAUAUUGCACUUUGUAAUGCGAUUAUUGGUUUUUAUGCAAAAUGCGGCAGCUUGGAUUAUGCUCGAGAGGUGUUUGAAGAGAUGAGAGAAAAGGAUGAGGUCUCUUAUGGCUCGUUAAUUUCUGGAUACAUGGUUCAUGGUUUUGUUAACAAUGCCAUGGAUCUAUUUCAGAAAAUGGAAAACCCAGGAUUAAGUACAUGGAAUGGUGUGAUUUCAGGUCUGGUACAGAACAACCACUAUGAAGGCGUCUUGGAUCUAGUCCGGGAAAUGCAAACAAGUGGCUUUAGGCCGAACACGGUGACACUUUCAAGUGUUCUUCCCUCAAUUUCAUAUUUCUCAAAUCUGAAAGGGGGCAAAGAAAUACAUGCUUAUGCUAUUAGAAGCAGUUAUGACAGUAACAUUUAUGUUUCAACUGCUAUAAUUGAUAGUUAUGCUAAGUUGGGGUUUCUUCAGGGGGCACAGAGGGUCUUUGAUCGGUCAAAAGGUAAGAGCUUGAUCAUUUGGACGGCAAUAAUCUCAGCAUAUGCAGUCCAUGGAGAUGCUGAGAUGUCUGUUGUUCUUUUUAAUGAGAUGCUGAAUAAUGGGAUUCAGCCAGACCAUGUAACAUUUACUGCAGUUUUAGCAGCUUGUGCUCAUUCUGGGGUGGUAGAUAAAGCUUGGGAGAUAUUUGGUUCCAUGUUUCCAAAAUACAACAUUCAGCCCUUAGUCGAGCAUUAUGCUUGCAUGGUAGGUGUUCUUAGCCGAGCUGGGAGGCUCUCUGAAGCGGCAGAAUUAAUUUCUAAAAUGCCAAUUGAGCCAAAUGCAAAAGUUUGGGGUCCAUUACUUAAUGGGGCCUCGGUAUCUGGUGAUGUUGAACUGGGGAAGUUUGUUUGUGAUCAUUUGUUUGAAAUUGAGCCUGAAAAUACUGGGAAUUACAUCAUUAUGGCAAAUUUGUAUUCACAAGCUGGGAGAUGGGAAGAAGCCAACAGGGUCAGGGAAAGAAUGAACAAAUUUGGGUUGAAGAAGGUCGCAGGUAAUAGCUGGAUUGAAACAAGUUGUGGAGUGCAAAGCUUUAUAGCAAGGGAUGUAUCAAAUGGUAGAACUGAAGAGAUUUAUGACAUUUUGAAGGGCUUGCUUGGGUUGAUGAAGGAAGAAGGAUACAUAUUGCAGGAUGAAUUAGAUGAGGAGAGUGUUUACAGUUGACACAAAAUCAUCUCUAUGAUGGAGUUGCUGCAAAUAAUUAGGAAUAGAAGAAGGUUGUAGUUAUUCAUUGGUAUGGAAACUGAGGCCCAUAUUGUUCGUAGACCAUUCUUGGAAUACCAUAAUUAAUCAAAAAGAGGUACCUGGAUAUUUUGUAUUUGCUAAUAUUAUUGGCGCUCAUGGGGGAAGUUAAAAAGCUCCAUGUCCUUUCUUUGAAGUUCAAAUUGAACUAUUAUGCCUAGCAAUUUGGUGUACUUAUUUCCUCAUGGAGCUAAUCUGGAACCAUAAACAGCGAGUUUUGGCAAGCUGCUGACAGAUAUUUAGUUGGUGAUAACCUUGAUAUCUUGUGUAGCUGGUUUCUAUGAAGGUUCAUACGUGCAAAAAAUUAAGUUUAACAUCUUGCCUAUAGAUCUAACGAUGAGAGGGAGCCAGACCUUAAAUUAUUGCAAGAACAAAACCUUCUGACAGAGGGCUUUGCAUGUAUUUGAUUGGCAUCCAGGAAAUGUAAUGCAGUCUUGCAAUGUCUGAACUAAAACAAGUUCAGUUUUUCUUCAUUACCUUUAAACGAAAUUGCAAGCUGCAGCGCAUGGUUGACAAUACCUGAUCAGUAAAAUCUGAGUCAGUCCUUGGUAGGAGAACCAUUCUUUCUCUCUUCUAAGGUCACCAUUGAAGACACCGGGGACAACACUCAUCGGCACGCGUGCUAUAUUGCUAACAGCUACUGAAAUCAGUCCCGUAUCAUCACUGUGUUUUUAUCCGCCCUCCUGUGUCACUAACGUAUGGGAAAUGCUCCAACAUAAUUGCAAGUGCACCACUUGAAAGGUCAUGUUUGAAUCCUACCAAUUCGAUGGCUCCUAAACCCUGAAAUGAGAAAUGGCAGUGUAGUGGUGCCUGCAAUACUAUGUUUUCCUUUAACCUUGAACAUCAACUUGCUCUACCUUUGGCCUUGGCAUGUGAGGCAAACCAAACACUUCCUCAUGAGUGUCAUGUGCAUAUUGUCAGCAUUGUGUACAUUAUUUUAACUAUUUCUACUAUAAUAUACUAAUUUUUCUCA
Messenger RNA from Ziziphus jujuba (common jujube), 3156 nucleotides. Its product is annotated as pentatricopeptide repeat-containing protein At2g37310. The record is from RefSeq and is a predicted model, not a curated record. Lineage: Eukaryota; Viridiplantae; Streptophyta; Magnoliopsida; Rosales; Rhamnaceae. Gene Ontology annotation, biological process: RNA modification. Bases 102 to 2105 code for a protein of 667 amino acids. The transcript has a single exon. Gene Ontology annotation, molecular function: protein binding; RNA binding.